Salvelinus sp. IW2-2015 is the source of this 2485-nucleotide messenger RNA. RefSeq names its product netrin-1. Gene Ontology annotation, molecular function: protein binding. Lineage: Eukaryota; Metazoa; Chordata; Actinopteri; Salmoniformes; Salmonidae. The record is from RefSeq and is a predicted model, not a curated record. Gene Ontology annotation, biological process: dendrite development; tissue development; animal organ morphogenesis. Gene Ontology annotation, cellular component: basement membrane.
UCGUCCUUCACUUUCUCUACGGUCAGUGCGGCAGACAGAGAUAGAAGGAUAGAGGAAGGGAGUGAGUGAGUGAAUGAGAAAGACGGGCAUACAGGGAGUGAAACAGACAGAGCGAGAGUAGCGGCUCUUACAUCUAGACGCGUGUAGAUAUUUUGCUCCCGGAGAUUCYAAAUAAAACAAACAAGAACACAACAGAUCGCGCUUGUGACAGGACAGGCACCCGACCGAGAUAUUUGAAUGACUUUUCUGCCUAGCUGAAUUAUUAUUCCGAGGAAUAGUGUCAUAUGUGGAGAUUUCUUAACCUCGGAACGGCUGGCGUUUUUCAGCGCACGAGACACUGAAGAACAAGGAAUACAAUGCUAAGGAUUUUGGAUACCGUGGUCACUGUCGUGACCAUUUCCUUUGUGGUAGAGGGGGUGCUCGGUGGCUACGGGAUGAGCAUGUUCGCCGCGCAAACAUCUCCCCCGGACCCUUGCUACGACGAGAACGGUAACCCGAGGAGAUGCAUUCCCGAUUUUGUGAACUCUGCUUUCGGAAAGGAAGUCCGCACUUCCAGCACCUGUGGUAAAACCCCGGGUAGGUACUGCUUGGUAACAGAGAAGGGCGAUGAGAGAAAUAGGAACUGCCAUACUUGCGAUGCCUCGGACCCCAAAAAGUAUCACCCACCGACAUAUCUAACGGAUCUCAACAACCCCCAUAAUCUCACAUGUUGGCAAUCGGAAAAUUACAUCCAAUACCCCCAAAACGUCACCAUAACACUGUCACUGGGCAAGAAAUUCGAAGUCACCUACGUAAGCCUGCAGUUCUGCUCACCUCGACCCGAAUCUAUGGCUAUCUUCAAGUCUAUGGACUACGGMAAAUCUUGGGUACCUUUCCAAUACUAUUCGGCCCAGUGCAGGAAAAUGUACACCAAACCGAGCAAGGCCACCAUUACCAAACAGAACGAACAAGAGGCGAUAUGCACGGACUCCCACACGGACAUGCACCCUCUAUCCGGCGGUCUCAUUGCCUUCAGCACUCUGGACGGCAGACCGUCGGCGCACGACUUCGACAACUCGCCGGUGCUCCAGGACUGGGUCACCGCCACRGAUAUCAAGGUGACGUUCAGCCGAUUGCACACUUUCGGUGAUGAGAACGAGGAUGACUCGGAGCWMGCCCGGGACUCUUAUUUCUAUGCGGUGUCCGAUCUGCAAGUUGGCGGUCGAUGCAAAUGCAAUGGCCACGCUUCGCGGUGCGUAAAAGACAGGGAUGGAAACCUUGUUUGUGARUGCAAACAUAAUACCKCGGGACCGGAGUGCGACAGGUGCAAGCCUUUCCAUUAUGAUCGGCCGUGGCAACGCGCAACAGCUAGAGAAGCCAACGAAUGUGUCGCCUGUAACUGUAACCUGCACGCCAGGCGAUGCCGUUUCAACAUGGAGCUGUACAAGCUGUCUGGGAGGAAGAGCGGAGGAGUCUGUCUCAACUGCCGCCACAACACGGCCGGACGCCACUGUCACUACUGCAAGGAGGGUUACUACAGAGACCUGUCCAAAACCAUCUCUCACAGGAAAGCCUGCAAAGCAUGUGAUUGCCAUCCCGUGGGUGCUGCUGGCAAAACCUGUAACCAAACCACGGGUCAAUGUCCCUGUAAAGACGGCGUGACUGGUAUCACGUGCAACCGCUGCGCUAAAGGCUACCAGCAGAGCCGCUCGCCCAUUGCCCCCUGCAUAAAGAUUCCCGUUGCUCCUCCGACAACCACAGCCAGCAGUACAGAGCAGCCAGCAGACUGUGACUCCUAUUGCAAGGCGUCGAAAGGCAAACUGAAGAUCAACAUGAAGAAAUACUGCAAGAAAGAUUACGCUGUCCAGGUGCACAUUCUGAAGGCGGACAAGGCGGGCGAGUGGUGGAAGUUCACCGUCAACAUCAUCUCUGUCUACAAGCAGGGCGAGAGCCGCAUCCGCCGCGGAGACCAGUUCCUGUGGGUCAGGGCCAAGGAUGUGGCGUGCAAGUGUCCAAAGAUCAAGACCGGGAAGAAGUACCUGCUCCUGGGUAACAAUGAGGAUUCUCCAGGGCAGUCUGGAGUGGUGGCCGAUAAGGGAUCCCUGGUCAUCCAGUGGAGAGACACAUGGGCCCGUCGGCUGAGGAAGUUCCAGCAACGCGAGAAGAAAGGCAAGUGCAAGAAGGCAUAGGCGGAAAGGACGGACGACGCCUGGAGCGAGGGAAUGGAACGCGGGACAGGAGAAAGGAUGAGUGGGUGUUGAAAAAGGACGAGAGGAGAGAGAGGGAGACUGAGGAAGGACAGAAAGGGACUGUGCGUUGUCGCUACUUUUUCGAGUAGAAGCAUGAAGAGAAUAUUAUUGAGAAGAUUUUUUUUCUAGUGGACUUUUGUGAAGGAGCUCACGCUGCAGGUGUCAUUGCUUCGUUGUUUUUUCCUUCGAGAUUUGUCUCUGUGGAUUUGCCAAGUUUGCACCUAUUACCAGUAUAUAUAAAGUUAUUUGUCUUUUCA